CACGUGUUAAACACACACACAGGAUGAUGUUUCACUGGCUGAAGGUCGGUGCUGUAAGAACACAAACUCGGCGUGCGUUCUGCUGCUGUUCAAGUCAUUUAUUUCAACCUCCUUCCAAAGCCACAGUCCCCCCUCCACCAUGUUCGGCGCCUGCAUGGCCUUUGGAUUGUCAGCUUCAGCAAUAUUUGUUGUUUAAUUCAUUCUGAACUCUCUACACACACAGUGCUACUCCAAUGGCUCAUAUAAUCAUGGUCAUAGCGAUAAUUAGCCCUCAUGUCAUUGAGAGCCAAUUAUCUCGUAUUUAGUUCACAUUGUCUCGGUUGGAAUGACAAAAUGAAUUGUGUGGUUGAAGAACGUUGAGCUCAGCAUGAAUGGCUGGGGUUUACUAUAAAGUAAGUCGUUUGCACCACGACUGUGUCUGAAGGCAAAAAUGUCGACAGCGCCAGAUUACAAAUAACUUAAUCACGGCGUGUGGUCGCAGCGCUUGGUUGUGCACCUCUGCAUUCAAAUCUUUGUGCGUGGGCAAUCAGAGCUUCUCAGACGUGACUGUAACGAAUAGUUCACUGAUAAAAGCUUUAUCGACAUGAUUUUAAAUGAUUUCUAAAGGUCUUAAAAAUCUACAUUUGAGUAUGUGUUGUGCAGCCAAAUGUAAUUGUUUACGGGAUAUUCAAUCUACAAUUCGUGGUAAUGCAUUUAAUACUUGACUUUGAGGUAUGAGUUUACACAUAAUUGCAAUCCCUCCUUAGCAUUGUGGAGGUUGGUUUAUGCCGUUUGCAAUCUUAGUCAUCUUGCUUCUUCUCAGUACCUGUGGCGUUUCGGAGAAUAACAGAACCAGCAGCAUGCGCUUAGCUGUAAAGGCUAAGAUGCCACGCGCGAGUGUAAACAAAGCUUUAGAUCGUCUUCUCUCCAUCGCUAUCUUAGUUAACUGGUCAGUUACAAAGUGACACAAUCAGCCUUUAGCCCUCGUGAGUUCUACCUCAUUUGAUCGAACCAACCUUGCCUUUUGUUCUCCAUUCCACUGUCCUCACUUGAACCCUUUUUUCUCAGGCACCUCCCACGACUGGCGGCUGCGCUGUGACGCCGUGAACCUCUACUACACCUUGUUUGGUUUGACUCGACCCUCCUGCCUCCCCCUGCCAGAGCUGGGCCUUGUGCUCAACCUGAAGGAGAAGAAAGCUGUCCUGAACCCCACCAUCAAGCCCGAGCUGGUGGUCGGCGCUGUCAUGGACACGCCCGCCAGUAUAGGCAUCCAUGGCGUGGGCAUGAGCUACUCGGCUGUGGAUGAAGAGCCAGAUCCUGUCUCAUUGGGGGUGUGUGGGGUGGGCCAGCCCUCUCAGGGCCUGAAGAGGAAGGCUGAGACCCCGCUGGGCUCCCCUCCAGAGCCUGGACAGGUACUGCAGCAACAGGAGGAUGAAGCACGAGGAGGGCGCUUCAAGAUCAGGUUCAACACAAUGGAAGAUGAAGACAUUGAUAUGGAGACGGUUCAUGACAGUCAGGCCUUCAUUCACCAUCAUCUCAAUUUGUUAGAGAGGCCCUCCACACCAGGUAAAGAACCUCCGUCAGUCGAACAGUCCAUGCUGUCCAUGCCCGCCACGCCGGUGCCGUCCUUCCCCAAGGAGACCACGUCCUCGUCCUCCAAACACGCUGCCGAGCACGGCCACCACCAUCACCACCACCACCACGAGCACAAGAAGAAGAAGAAGAAGCACAAGCACAAACACAAGCACAAGCACAAACACGAGAGCAAGGACAAGGAGAAGGACAGAGAGAGGGACAACUCCCACGCCUACAGCAACAGCCCGGCCAGCGGCAGGUCCCUGCGCUCGCCGUCUCUGUCCGACUAAACCGUCUGGGGGCAAAGUUCGGCUUCCCACUGCUACUGGUUCAGUUAGCGUUAACUGGUUACAUCCGUCUUGCAGUAGCAGGCGUGCGUCUCUGGUGAGCAAAGAGACACAAAAUAGAACGCGAAAGGCUUUUAGUUUAUCUAAAUAUUCUCUACUCAGUGCUGUCAUCAUACAGGAAGAGUGUUGUGGACAAAGUGUGAAAGAAAAGGAUGCCGUUCCAAGUGUUGUGUUCCUCAGAUAUAUUUCAGGGCUGAAUUCCUCAGCAGAAGCAGCAGUCCGUUUUUGUUUGAGAGCGGAAACACAGACUUUUGAACUGAGGCUGCAAUGUCAUUAAGGUAAACCCUCCAGAGGCGUCCUUGUAUCCUCUCACACACACACACGGCCUGCAGAAGUGUGUGGACUUUAGACACCGCUUCCAAUCUGUCUGAGGCAUGCAACCACACACACCUCUCUCCACAAACAGGCAAAAACCUCCCUCCCUCACGUAGACACCGCUCUGGUGUGCCUCAUCCCCACAGCUCAAUCCCAACAUUCAGUGAGCGGCUUCUGAGGGGGAACCAUGAUGACUCGUGUGGAUUAAACCAUUCGGCCUGGACUGGCCCUCCGGUGUCUUUCACAUCCUGCAAAUGGCAUUUCCCCCCCAGUUUGUACUGCACAAUUGAAACUCAAGUAAUGCUCGUAUUUUUUUGUUUCAUUGAGGAUGAAAGAUACUUUUGUGCUCAAGGAUGUUUUAACUAGAUUGACUCCAGCUCCAUAAAAAAGGCAUUUAGUGCUGGGUUUACUCUGGCACCGUUUCCUUGUUUGGAUUAAACAAUGGGAAGAACAUGCAGAAUUCAAUAUUACCCAUUUAGGGUAUCGAAAUAGAGAUGCAAAGUGUUACAGAAUGGUUUUCUUGUUUAAUCAGCCUCCUAAAUGAGUCUUGCCUUGCCUAAAUACGAUGAACAAAAGACAAAGUCUUACAUUGAUGAAGUAGUCCCUGUCAGCAUUUAUUCCUCGUCCACACCUGUGAAUCAUCCCGGGAACCCUUGUCUCCAGAUUUCCCCUGACGGUUGUGAAUAACUGCUUAAACGGUUUAUUCCUCUUAGACACAAUAACCUCCUGAAAGCUACCAGACAAUGUUGGUUUCACAAACGUAGAGUAGAUACAAACCAGCCAUGACAUGAAUGUAGAGGAACGAGAGAUCACGUAGAAUUUACAAGCUUCAUGGAGAAUUAAGGAUGCUUCACUGAGGAAUUUGGCCCUAAUAUUUUCUACGCUGGAAUUUGUUUUGUAAGAUUUGUUGAUUUCAUUGUUUUUUUUUAAAUAAAUUGAAUGCAAUUUUAUUUUUAUUUAUAUUUGUGCCGAACGCAAUACAAGAACGAGCAAUAUUGAUGCUUUUGUGUAAACUUUUGUGUAAACUUUGUGGCAACUUUUGAGCUACAUGGAAGACAUUCAACAUUUUUUUUCAAACAUCAAACUGGGGGUGCUCCGACCUUCAUCUAUAAGUAGCUAUUACAACCCCACUUCAAAACAUCUGUGUUACCAUUACACACCACCAUAGCUAUAGCCUGUCCCAAUGAACAGUCAGACUAAUUCAUUUAACAUUACUGCCAAGAUACUUUGGGGCGUGUUUCCGACAGUGACAAUGACAUAUUUUAAACGGCAUUUUACAACAUUUAAUUGUAGUUUUUAUUAUGAUUUUAUAAGUACUGGCCAUAAGUAGUGGGGUCUCUAAAUUAGGGUAAUUUACGUUGUUUAACACAAUUCUUGUCACCCAAGUGUUUAUACUUUGGGAAGAAACCAGAUCACCUGGAGAAAACUCAAACCUAAGACCUUUUUUGAUGUUAUCCCUUGUGCCACCCUCACCCACUCAAGGGGCCUCCCUAAAAUGUGGUAUUCCCCCCGGGGGCGGGGCCUCACGUCCUGCAUCGCACUCGUCGGCUUGUAUCUAUCGUCACGUCACUUUUUGAAUAAGCUAUCUGAACUGUAAACUGCAAAGUUGUUCCCCUAAGAUUAAAGCCACAGGAGGCCUCGUGCCUAUUAACUUCAAACAGAGAUGACUUUCUUUGUUUUUGGGAUCAUCGAUUUACGAAGAUGCAUGGCACUGCCGUCGAGACUACAAUGCACUUGAUACUUAGAUGUCCAACAACAAACCUCUUCAGCUAGUUUGCCCAGUUUCCCAAGCUUUAGAUAUAAAACAAUUAGAUCAAAUAAAUUAAAUAAUUCAGGAUUUUUGUCCUGCAUUCUUGCAGAGGGCUGUAGAAGUCAACUCUUUUUCACAUCUAACGUGGAAUUAUGGGUUUAUUUUGACUUAACCAAAAUUGGGUAUUGAACAGUGGAGAGACUAUCCAUGCCGGGUUAGGUGAGAUUAAUUAAUAUCAAUAAAGAGUUUAUAAACAGCACUUCACUUUAAGUGUGAAAAAGUGUUUGCCCCCUUCCUGAUUUCUUAA
Molecule: messenger RNA, 4273 nt
Organism: Anarrhichthys ocellatus (wolf-eel)
Lineage: Eukaryota; Metazoa; Chordata; Actinopteri; Perciformes; Anarhichadidae
Product: transcription initiation factor TFIID subunit 2-like
Exons: 4
Coding region: 1224-1844 (206 amino acids)
Source: RefSeq, a predicted model, not a curated record